AUGAAUACCUCGGAUAUUUACUAUGAUGGUGGGCGCUUCCAACUGCAGUCACCGGAAGAGUAUGACUAUAACCCGCCCUCCUGCCGCUACAGCCGUGACACCGAGCGGGUACGGAUCCCCAUGCCCCCUUGUGCCUCUGUCGAACACCGGAGCAAGGGGACUUUACUGCCCUACGAUCUAUCUCCCUGCCAGUACUCGAGUCCUGUUCAGACACAUACCCAGGACCAGGAAUACCUGACAGUUCAGGGUCGUGUACCGAACGACUACCACCCAGGAGACAGCCAAGUGGUGGAGGGAGAGUCCCCGGCACAAGUGACAUUCCCCUGGAUGAGGAGCUCCAGAGUUCACUCAUACCAAUCACUCCCAGGUGGUUAUACCCAGAACGGGGACGAACCCAAGCGGAGCCGCACAGCGUAUAGCCGGGCUCAGUUAUUGGAGCUGGAGAAGGAGUUCCUCUUUAACAAGUAUAUAUCCAGGCCUCGCAGAUACGAACUGGCCACCACACUUAAACUGACCGAGAGACACAUCAAAAUCUGGUUCCAGAACCGGCGGAUGAAGUGGAAAAAAGAAGAAACGAAAAAACGAAGUCCCUCUGACCACCAUGAACCGGAGUCUUCCAAUAAGGAUUGA
Molecule: messenger RNA, 630 nt
Organism: Coregonus clupeaformis (lake whitefish)
Lineage: Eukaryota; Metazoa; Chordata; Actinopteri; Salmoniformes; Salmonidae
Product: pancreas/duodenum homeobox protein 1-like
Exons: 2
Coding region: 1-630 (209 amino acids)
Biological process (GO): regulation of transcription by RNA polymerase II
Cellular component (GO): nucleus
Molecular function (GO): RNA polymerase II cis-regulatory region sequence-specific DNA binding; DNA-binding transcription factor activity, RNA polymerase II-specific
Source: RefSeq, a predicted model, not a curated record